Messenger RNA from Oncorhynchus masou masou (cherry salmon), 2700 nucleotides. RefSeq names its product poly(A) polymerase alpha-like. The coding region runs from base 9 to 1454 and encodes 481 amino acids. The record is from RefSeq and is a predicted model, not a curated record. Gene Ontology annotation, cellular component: nucleus. Gene Ontology annotation, molecular function: RNA binding; poly(A) RNA polymerase activity. The transcript has 12 exons. Lineage: Eukaryota; Metazoa; Chordata; Actinopteri; Salmoniformes; Salmonidae.
UGAUCAUAAUGUUGAAUCUGCCAGUCUGGGACCCCAGGGUAAUGUUGAUCAUAAUGUUGAACCUGCCAGUCUGGGACCCCGGGGUAAUGUUGAACCUGCCAGUCUGGGACCCCAGGGUAAUGUUGAUCAUAAUGUUGAACCUGCCAGUCUGGGACCCCAGGGUAAUGUUGAUCAUAAUGUUGAACCUGCCAGUCUGGGACCCCAGGGUAAUGUUGAUCAUAAUGUUGAACCUGCCAGUCUGGGACCCCAGGGUGACCCCCAGUGACCGGUACCACCUGAUGCCCAUCAUCACACCAGCCUACCCCCAGCAGAACUCUACCUACAACGUCUCUGCCUCUACGCGUGCCGUCAUGGUGGACGAGUUCAAACAGGGUCUGGCCAUCACAGAUGAAAUUUUGCAGAGUAAAGCAGAGUGGUCCAAACUAUUUGAAGCACCAAACUUCUUUCAGAAAUACAAGCAUUAUAUUGUGUUGCUAGCAAGCGCCCCCACCGAGAAGCAGCACCUGGAGUGGGUUGGUCUGGUUGAGUCUAAGAUCAGGAUAUUAGUAGGAAACCUGGAGAAGAAUGAGUUCAUAACGUUGGCCCAUGUCAACCCCCAGUCAUUCCCUGGACCCAAGGAAAGCAAGGAGAAAGAGGAGGUCAGCACCAUGUGGGUGAUAGGGGUUAUCUUUAAGAAGAUGGAGGCAUCAGAGAACCUCAACGUUGACCUGACCAUUGACAUCCAGUCCUUUACUGACACGGUGUACCGGCAGGCGAUGAACAGCAAGAUGUUUGAGGCGGACAUGAAGAUCCAGGCCAUGCAUGUGAAGAGGAGACAACUUCACCAGCUCCUGCCCAACCUGGUCAUGCCCAAACGCAGGAAGCACUCGACAGAGGGGCUUCGUCAGAUGAAUGACAGUAGUCUGGACCUAUCGUUAGACAGUGACAACAGUAUGUCUGUGCCAUCCCCCACGGCCAUGCCAGCCACUGUGCCCACGUCAACCCCAGUGAAGUGUGGCCCACUAGGUCCCCCUCCAAGUCCCCUUGCGGCUGCAGCCAGCCAGCCAGAGGCCCCAGCUGUGAAGAGACCUGGCUCCCCUAUGCAGGAAGAGAGGAAGAGGUUCAAAUCAGAUGCUGAGGAUUCAGCUUUUGAGAAAAAAAGCCUUCAGAAGACACAGUCCCCACAACGGCCCCCGCACCUCUCGCCAGGAGAUGCUGGAGGAGGGGACCCCUCCCCAGUCCCAGAGACUAGGACAACAGAGAAUGGGGCAGCUGCCGGAGAGGAGUGCACCACUGUGGAGGCACAGGUCAAUGAGGACAGUAUGUCCGAGGAGAUGCCUGCUUCUGAAGGGGAAGGCAAGAUGGAGGCAGAUAUUAAGCAAAUGGUCAGUGCGGAUCUGUCUGAUGUGCCCCUCCUGCCAGCCAACCCAAUUCCAGUGGUGAAGAACUCUAUAAAGCUUCGCCUCAGCAGGUAGGAGAGAGGACAGACAGACGCAUCGACUCGCCUCCCAGGCCCCCGGCCCCCGGCCCCUAUACCCUGAACUCUACUGUGGGUGUCCUAAGACAUUCUCAGUCCUCUGCCACGGAAUGCCCACAGUGCUGCAGAUAAAGACACAGACCGACAACACAGGCGACUAGACAGACAGUCAUCUCUUUUCAACCAGGGACAUUGUCAGUUGACACGAAGGACGUAGCUGCAAAUGUCUCCACAAGAGGGCGAUGUUGCUCUUCUGCUGAAUUCUCCUCGGUGGCUUCCAACCUAUACCUUACUGGUUAAAGGGUAGGAGUUGUCCCAUAGACACAGAUCUAGGAUCAGCACACCUUCCCCGGAGUCUUAGUAAAACACAAAACGGACCCAAGAUCAACAUGUCGGCAUCUUCAUCCUACUCCUUCCAGAGCUGCUGGUUACCAGGAAUAAACAACGUGACAUAAAGGUGUCAUCUUUCCUGUGCAUGCAGACGUGUGUGUGCUGUGCGUGGACGUGGAUGCUCAUUGGUUGUCUCUCUUCUUCUCUCCUCAUUGUGUUGUCCAGAGAACAGAUGAUUACGGAACAAGUUCUGUUGACUAAUGAUUUUGGGAUUUCUUUGUCCCAGUGGUUUACGGUGUGUGUGUGUGAGUGUGAGUGAAGCAUCUUGGUAUGAUGUCAACAUACUUUGAGUAAUAAAGAAGAGCAGAACGGAAAAUGAAGAUUGGGUCAGAUGUCUUCCUGUUACCGUUGUGAUAUACCGAAGUGUGUAACAGAUGACAGGUUACGGCUGCGCCAAAGGUAGUACACUAUAAAGGGAAUUGGGUGCCGUUUGGGACGCCCAAAGCUAAUCACUGUCAAUCAGUCAACUGUUGGGAUGUGAGGUGGCCUUUGGGGUUGUAUGGAGAUGUAUAGAAAAGGGUAUGAGAGUGUUUGGGAUGCAUCAAGAAGACAUGGACACAGUCAGACACAUGCAGCUAACGCUUGCUAAAGGAACUAGCUCAGGUUCGAGUACAUACAAAACACAAUAACUUUGACCAAAAAAAAAAACCUCACAACUUCUGUGGGAACAGAAUAGCUUAGUCUCUUCAGGAUAGUUUAGUGUUUUUAUUACGGUACUCGUAUGGACAGGAUACACAUGGAAAACAUCGUCUGACGAAAUGCUAACCGGAUCCUUCUGGACAAUGCAACUAUAAUAAGACCUAAUAAAAGAUAAGAGGAACAUCAAGUACAUGUCACAGUACAUGUCACAGUAC